Mus caroli (Ryukyu mouse) is the source of this 4768-nucleotide messenger RNA. RefSeq names its product t-complex 11 like 1 (gene Tcp11l1). The record is from RefSeq and is a predicted model, not a curated record. NCBI's taxonomy places the organism in Eukaryota, Metazoa, Chordata, Mammalia, Rodentia, Muridae. Gene Ontology annotation, biological process: signal transduction.
CGCGCAUCGCUCCCGCUCUUUCGCGUCCCGGACCCCGUGGUACUCGCAGCCGGAGUGACCCUGGGUGGUCGCCGACGCCGCGGCAGGAAAGGAAACAGACUUAACUGAGGAUGUCUGAAAACCUUGACAAGUCCCAUGUAGACGAAGCAGGAGAGGCAGAGGCGGCUGCCUCCGAGCAAGGCCUGGAAGGUGCUCUGGAGUGCUCUGAUGAAACCUUACAGAAAAAAGUGAAGUCGGACUCACCUAGUUCCCAAAGAGUGGGAAGACCUCACUCCAGUCCCGCUCGGCUUGUCACUGUAGAGGAACUUCUAGAAACAGCAAAAGGAGUCACCAACAUGGCUCUGGCCCAUGAAAUUGUAGUAAACGGAGACUUCCGGAUUAACGCUGUUGAAUUAGCCGAAGGCAGCUUGGAGAAGAGAGUAAAAGAGAUUGUACAUAAAGCAUUCUGGGAUUGCUUGAGUGUCCAGUUAAGUGAAGAGCCCCCAACAUAUGACCAUGCCAUCAAACUUGUAGGAGAGAUCAAAGAGACUCUGUUAUCUUUCUUGCUGCCUGGUCACACUAGACUAAGAAACCAGAUAACGGAAGUCUUGGAUCUGGAGCUGAUAAAACAAGAAGCAGAGAAUGGGGCCCUAGACAUUUCCAAGCUGGCAGAGUUCAUUAUUGGCAUGAUGGGGAUAUUGUGUGCACCUGCUCGAGAUGAGGAAGUUAAAAAACUAAAGGGCAUUAAGGAAAUAGUGCCUCUCUUCAGGGCAAUAUUUUCUGUGUUGGACCUAAUGAAAGUUGACAUGGCCAACUUCGCCAUCAGUAGCAUCAGGCCGCACCUCAUGCAGCAGUCAGUCGAGUACGAGAGGAGGAAGUUUCAGGAAGUGUUGGAGAAGCAGCCGAACUCCCUGGACUUUGUCACACAGUGGCUGGAGGAGGCCACAAAUGACCUUUUGACUCAGAAGUACAAACAUGCCCUGCCAGCGGGGGGAGGCGCAGCUGGCUCUGGGGACGCCCCACUGCUGACCCCUGUUUCUGUCCAGAAUUACGCCUACCUGAAACUUCUGAAAUGGGACCACUUCCAGAGACCUUUCCCCGAGACAGUUUUGAUGGACCAGUCUCGUUUCCAAGAGCUCCAGCUCCAGCUGGAGCAGCUGGCCGUCCUGGGAGCCGUGCUGCUGGUCACGUUCAGUACCGCUGCACCGGGAAUUUCUGGGCAUGCCGACUUUGCCGAGAAGCUCAAGAUGAUGGUGAAGACUCUGCUAACGGACAUGCAUCUGCCUUCCUUCCAUCUGGAGGACGCCCUGGCUUCCAUUGGCGAGAAGGUUUGCCUGGAGGUGAGCAGCUGCCUCUCCCUGUGUGGCCCCUCUCCAUUCUCCGUCGCUAAGGAGACUGUGCUCAAGGGCCAGAUUCAGGCCCUCGCCAGUCCCGAUGACCCCAUUCGCAGGAUCAUGGAGUCCCGCAUUUUGACCUUCUUGGAGACAUACCUUGCCUCUGGUCAUCAGAAGCCCUUGCCUACUGUGCCUGGGGGAUUGGGUCCCAUUCAGAAAGAGCUGGAAGAAGUUGCUGUGAAAUUUGUGCGCCUGGUCAACUAUAACAAGAUGGUGUUCUGUCCUUACUACGACGCAAUCCUUAGUAAGCUCCUCGUCCGCUCCUGAGGAUGCAGCUGCCACAGCAGCUCUCAUCUCCUGAGACCCCGCUCUCGCAGUGCUGUGCCGGGCUUCGGAGAAUGGCGGCCUGCGUACAUUCCUGUUUAAUAGCGCUGGUUCCACGGGACGGAAGGAUGCACUGGAUUCUGUUUUGAGGACCGUAUGUAUGAGUGCAAGUUUACAAACCUAAGGAGCUUUGGUUCUCUUGAGUAGGAGCUCAGAGCCUUCAACAGUUGGCUGCCUCUGUCUCAGAUCCUGCCUCCUCAGGUUGGGGGAGCCGCUUCUCCCAAGAAACCUGAGACAGUUGUCUCUCAAAAGUCAUUCUUUCUCAGAUGCUCUGUGCCCGCAGUCAUAAGCCAAGAUUUAUCCUCCUGUCCUGUUUACAGCCUUCCUCCCACUACUCUUCCUGUGGGUGCUUAUGGCAGGGCUGUCUAUAGCCUUACAGUGUCCUAACCGGCUCCUUCCCACUCUACCCAUUGAUUGCUUCUUGGGACUGGCCUAACAGUGUUCCAGAGCCCUUUGGUCUACAGCAGAGUUACUUAAUAAUUUAUUUUCUAUUAUUAUUGAAACAGCAUCUCUAUAUAUACUCCCCUGGCUGGUAUGGAACUUGCUUAUGUAAAACAGGCUGUCCCAGACUUCUAAUCCUCCUGCCUCUGCCUUACAAAUGCUAGGGUUACAGAGCUCUGCCACCAUACCCAAUGGAUAGAACUUGAUUUUUAAAAGCUUGUUGUGUCAGCUUGUAUGUAGUACAGUGGCCAGUGAUCGCCUAGCCUGCACGAGGUCCCGGGGUUGAUCUCCCCCAUCUAAACAACGAAGGAUGUAUACACACACACACACACACACACACACACACACACACACACACAUGCCUGUAUUGAGAAGCCAUAAGCCCCUGGAGCUUCAGUUUUAAAAGGUAGAAGAAUUGUUUGUGCCCAGGAGCUCAGGAGCAGCUUAGGAACCAGAAAUUGCAACUUAAACUCAGGUGUGGUGGUGCACACCUUUAGUCCCAGUACUUGGAAGGCAGAGGUAGGUGAAUCUCUGAGUUCUAGACCAGUCUGGUCAAUAGAAGGAGGAGUUCCAGGCCAGCUAGGGAUACACAGAGAAACCCGGUCUCACAAAACAAAAUAGAAAUGCGGUUCUUUCUACAGAAGUACUCCGGAGCCUUGACUGUGGCAGUUAAAGCUGAUGAAGCCAGGCACGGUGACAUGCUAUAGCUGGUCUUUGCUACUUUGUGGGUUCGUCUAUUUCCCACCCUUUAUCCUCCCCUCCGCUUCUCCCCCUAACACUAGAUAGGAGAGAAAUAAGGAUUGGGGGGUCCCUAAAUUUAAUCUUUCUUUUGUUUUCAUUUGACUGUGGCUACUAACAGACCACAACCGUUCUCCAUCUUCCUUUAACGACCAGCAACCACCCACCCUGCCUCUUGGUGCCCCAUUGUUUAUAUACCUUCUGAAAAGUUCCCAGAAUUCCAAACACCACGGUUAUAGACUUAACUUUGGUGAGAUAACUUUCCAAUUCUUAGAAACUGGGUUUAAACCUUUUGAAGUGGCCAUGCUGAGUGCCAGGAUUUUUGUGAAAUGAUUGUUAUACCAGCUCCUGUGUCCACCAAACCUUCUAUUUCAAUAUCAUUUAAUUGCCAUUUUAAUUUUGGCUUCUGAUCAUUAACAGCUGUUUGCCAGAACAUAUAUUUUCCAGGACUUCCAAACCCUCCUGUUCAUUGUACUGGAAUAGCCUUUGAUGUAGGGAAAUUAACAGCAAAGCAUCCUGUCACCUGUGUUAAAUUGCAUCUCUUUUCACAUAGGCUGGAAUUUUAACUUCUCUUUUGAAAUCUGAUCUAUAAUUCCUGGAUGCACAAUGAAUCUUUGGGAAGUCAAACCUCACCUUUGCAAGACCCUCUCUACCGUUCCUGAUGGCAAAGGACCGUAAACUCCAGUAGUUGCUAUGUAACACUUGAGUUUUUCAGGAGAGUGAGAGGUUUGCCUGUGGCCUUUUCUAGAGCAGCACUGCCUGCAGUACUGCUCAGUGAACAUCUAAUGCCCAUUGGAGGUUUCUUUGCUCAGCAUGCUGCCCCUUAGCUGAGAUGGCUUGUCAUUUCUGCUGCCAGACCCCGAAGGCCCUUUCCCAACUGUAAGAAAUCAUCUUGAAUAUCUCUUUUGGAUCUGCAUUUCUGAACCCUGUGGCAGCUUUUGCCACCUUUCGUAUACACCCUGGGACGCGUAGGCCUUCUUUCUGCUUGAGAUUUAAGAAAACCAUUGCCCCUAGAAACUGCUCACUCCACUUCCCAGUGCUGUACUGUAUUUUUCAAAGUUAAUGGACUGGCCAUCUUGAGAUCUGAGGCUUUUGGUUUGGUCACAGUCUCUUUGCAAAUGACCGUAUUUCCCACAGUUGAAGCACAGGGCAUUUUGAUGAUUGGAGACCACUAGCUAGAGCUUGACCUAUCAACAUGAUGUACAUUAGAACCAAUAUGGGUCAUAUCCCUUAUCUGUUCAUCCUCAGGCACUGCCCAUGUCUUUAAUGGUCUACUGUAGCUUUUAUUUAUUUUUGCUACUUUGUGUGGGAUCUGUGUGGGUUCUUUCUCCUAACAGUAUCUUCUCUGGCUAGGAUCAGCUUCUCUGACUCACCCUCCUCUCCAGCCCUACUCAGUCUUCUCUCUUCUGCAUCACCUGUCUUACUCAGUCUUCUCUCUUCUGCAUCACCUGUCUUCUGUGAUCCUUCUCUUUCCCUCUACUCCCAUUCUCUCUCCAAUCCUACUCCUGUCUCCUGGACUCCUACCCAGCCUUUGCUGGCUUUUUAUAUCCUCUUCUGUUCCCAGAAGUACAGGAGGAAACCAACACUAAUGGUCAAGCAGUUCUAACAGGUAAGCAUUCCCAGAGAGCAGUUGACUAGCUGGGGAUCCUUUAAAGGGCCAGGCACACAAAAGAAAUCAUAUUAUUCCCCCUCUUUGUUUUAGCUACUAACUAUGCAGUUUUGAAGCUGUUUCUCCAUUCUUUUCAAUGUCUUUCCCAGGGUUCUCAGGUAUCUGAUGUGAUCUUUCUGUUGAUUCCUCAGGAGCAUAUACACAACUGAGUGAGGUAGAAACUUAACAGCAGGCCGGGUGUGGUGGCACACGCCUUUAAUCCCAAUACUUGGGAGGCAGAGGC